CAACCUCAUCCUUUCGCCAAAAAAAAGGGGGGCCGUUAAGGGGGCAAACUGCACCACGUAUUUCUCCGGUUGCUGAAUCCUGGUCUGACUUCAGGUGAAAGCUACAGGAGCUUUGCGAGAAGGCAACAAAGCUCCUCUAGCGAAAUUGAGCCCCCUGUGCGGACGCGCCGCGCCGCGAAUGGCCUACCAGGAGAAUUAACCUCGUAUUGAAUCGAGAAGCGAAGUUUCCUCCAGGUUGCCGUACCGGCAAACGUGGCCAAUACGUCUCAAGAAAGGACCUAGCUGAGAUAUCUCCUCCAGUUGAUCACCAUAGAAUCUCGAAGAUAUGUCAUUCCAAAUCCCGGCACGCUAUCCCUUGCCUUGUUCACCGAGCCUGGUGUGCCAGGACCGCUUUGACCUUCUCGAAGCAGAUGAAUGGGAUGUGCCAUUUUGGAGUAUAUUGAAAAAGGCUCUCUCGUUGAAGAUCACUGAUAGCCAUGGUUUGAUCAAUCUCCUGCAGACGAUAGAUGUCACUCUUCGUGGCUGUGCCACCACUGAUCAUGGAUUCCUCCAGACAUUCCUGAGGGGAAUGGGUGAGGCGGCUGAGGGGCAAUUUUUCAAUAGGGUUUGGCCAGUGCUAGUUGAGAUAGCACUGGAGAUGCCCUCACUCUUCCCAGAGUCCUCGCUUCCUAUUCUCUCCGAGCAACAUGACCAAGUAACCCUGUCUAGGCGGCAGGUCGCCUGCCUAGUUGUUCACCAGUUCCUCUGCUCUCUACCAUCUCAGCCGUGGCCGACUGAUAGCUCUCCAGACUUUCGAAUCUGGUAUUCGACUGAUAUCAGGCAUCCGAAGGCUGUAGCGGCUUAUAUAUCCUCAGUCUUUACGUACUUUGGGCGCCUCGCAGGAUCGAGUCAUGGCUCUGACUCCCCAUCCUUAUUGUCGGCAGAAUGGCCAAUCAUCUUUAGACUGCGAACCCUAGGAGUGCAUAAGAGUGCAUUACCGCACACCCUACCAAUGGGAUGUAUGCUUCGGCCCAUGACGGUGACCUACGAGCCUAUCAUCUCGACAAAACCCUCUUUACUUGGCAUCCCUGAUGGGGCGUGCAUCGUUUCCGCAAAUAAGAACGUUGGUUUUGGUCAGAGCGCUACACAAGAAGAGAUGCACGUCGGCUCAACGCCAGAAUCCUGUCCGAUCGUCCUACUCACCCCAACUCUCCAAGACACUCAGAUCUUGGUCGUGCAGGGUGCAGAAGCCAUGACUGUCGUGGAGGGUUAUGGCCGAGAAGCACGGCUCCUGGAAACAUCCUACAAGGACUCCUUGCACGGUGUGCAUCCGCAUACGUGGCAGCGGCGAGUAAUGCUGUUCAUGGAUGCUCUGGAGUUCGACAUGUACGAUUCGUCAGAGGGAGUGCCAGACUUGCUUCCGGGUCAUACGGACAGGGAGCUCCUGAAGGCGUACAACGCAUUCAGUUCACAACAGGGAGGCCACACGUAUUCGAGGAUCGUCACGGGGUUAUGGGGGUGUGGCGCUUUCGGUGGCAACAGGGAAAUUAAAACAAUCCUGCAGUGGUGUGCAGCGUCCUUAGCCGGUGUCAGAUUGGAAUUCAUUUGUUCUGGGGAUGCACAGCGGGAGUUUGCGGACUGUUUGAGGGUAUUCACCCAGAUGGCAUUGGCAAACAAAUGGCAGGUCGGACGAGUUCACGACCUCUUACUUAAUCUCAAGCCUGAUGAUGUUAACGCACGGGGCGUGUUUUCCUACUUGGAGCUGUCAUAUGUCCAGUCUUAA
Coccidioides immitis RS is the source of this 1762-nucleotide messenger RNA. RefSeq names its product poly(ADP-ribose) glycohydrolase. Bases 326 to 1762 code for a protein of 478 amino acids. The transcript has a single exon. Gene Ontology annotation, cellular component: cytoplasm; nucleus. NCBI's taxonomy places the organism in Eukaryota, Fungi, Ascomycota, Eurotiomycetes, Onygenales, Onygenaceae. Gene Ontology annotation, biological process: ATP generation from poly-ADP-D-ribose; nucleotide-sugar metabolic process; regulation of DNA repair. The record is from RefSeq and is a predicted model, not a curated record. Gene Ontology annotation, molecular function: poly(ADP-ribose) glycohydrolase activity.